This is a messenger RNA of Selaginella moellendorffii, 1851 nucleotides long. RefSeq names its product pentatricopeptide repeat-containing protein At4g02750-like. NCBI's taxonomy places the organism in Eukaryota, Viridiplantae, Streptophyta, Lycopodiopsida, Selaginellales, Selaginellaceae. Bases 1 to 1851 code for a protein of 616 amino acids. The record is from RefSeq and is a predicted model, not a curated record. The transcript has a single exon. Gene Ontology annotation, molecular function: protein binding.
AUGCUCGAUCGGGGGAGAUGCCUUGAAACCCUUCGCAACUGCAAAACUCUUGGUGCUGCGAGGGAGAUCCAUUUGGAAAUCAAGAGGGUGGUGGGAGCCAGUGAUGAUGUUUUCCUCUACAACAAGGUCAUUGAAAUGUAUGGGAGGGUCGGCAGCGCAAGCGAUGCUCAAGAGACCUUUGCGAGCCUGGGCAGCAGCGGCAACGUUUUCAGCUGGGUUUUGCUCAUGUCCGCAUAUGCCAAAGCUGGGCAUCUGGAGAUUGUCAAAACGCUGUAUGAUCAGAUGCCGCAGAGGGACAUGGUGUCGUUUUCGUUGAUUCUGGUCGCGUUUCUUGACAACGAUGAUCUUUGUGCUGCCGAGGAAGUUUUCUCCGACAUGCCUGACAAGGAUAUUGUGUGUUGUACUUCAAUGAUCGCAGCAUUUGCCAGAGUGGGGAACUUUCCUAGAGCUCAUCAUAUCUUUGAAGAGAUGCCACAGCGAGAUCUUGUAGCCUGGAACAGCAUGCUCGCAGCAUUUGCAGGAGAAGACGUUGGAUUUGCACAAGAAUUCUUUGAAAAACUCCCCGAGUGGAACUUGGUCUCGUGGAACUUGCUGCUUGACAUGUAUGCACAAAACCGGGACUUUAUAUCCGCUCUGCGCUUAUUCGAGGCGAUGCCAGAGAGGAAUUUGAUGUCCUGGACCUCGAUCCUGAUCGCAGCUGAUAACAACUCUCGAGUUGCGAAAGAGAUCUUUGAUCGAAUGCCUCAGCACGAUCUGGUUUCCUGGAAUGCGCUUCUUAAUGCAAAUGCCCAGGCGGGGAAUCUCUGCGAAUUGCGGGAGCUGUUUGAUCGAAUGCCGUGGCGGGAUUUAAUCUCGUGGAACGUUGUUCUUGGAUCUAUGGUGAACGGGCAUGAAGCCGCCGAGCUCUUCCAUUCGAUGCCUUGCCACGAUUCGUACUCCUGGAGCUCGAUCCUGGCGGUCCAUUCCAGGAACGGGAAUCUGCAGAAAGCACAGCAGAUCUUCUACCAGAUUCCGGAAUGGAAUCUUGUCCUGUGCAAUGCAAUGCUAGCAGGUUUUGUGCAGGCCGGGGAGCCGUCGAUUGCCAAAAACUUUUUUGAUUCUAUGGUAGCGAUUGAUUUGGUCUCUUGGAAUGCAGUGCUUGCUGCAUAUGCCCAGAUGGGAGAUCUAGAAGUAACAAAGAGCACAUUCGAUCGAAUGCCUGAGAGAGAUUCUAUUUCGUGGACGUGCAUGCUAAGCUCUUACGCUUGCGUGGGAGAGAUUGAAGAUGCUCAGAGAAUAUUUUAUACAAUGCCUCAUAGAAGCUCCAUUUCAUGGAAUGCGAUGCUUGCCGCUUAUGCCCGGAAUGGGUACAUGAGAAACGCUCUUUGUCUCUUUGAGCGCAUUCCUUACAGUUUCUUGGGUGUUGCCGAAUGGAGCGCGGUGCUCGCCUGGUGCUGGAGCAACGGGGAAUCGCGUGGCAUCUUUGAGAAUCUCUUUGCCUCGAUGGCACUGACCGUUCUUCGCGAUGAGUCUUCUUUUACGUCGGCGAUAAUCUCGUGCAGCCAUGAGGGAGACGUUUACUCUGGACGGUGUUACUUCCAGUCGAUGAUUCAGGACUACAACAUUUGCCCGGGAAUACAGCACUACAGUUGCAUGGUUGAUCUCUUGGCGAGGGGUGGCUACUUUGGCAUGGCGCAGGAGCUCAUUGAGACGAUGCCAUACGAGCCCAACUCGGAGGGAUGGAUGAGCCUGCUGGGAGCUUCCUGCAGAAGCCCGGAUGCUGAUUCAUUCAAGGAAAAGAGCUUUCGAGCAGUGGAAAGUGUCAAUGCCGGAGCAGCGUAUGUGGUCCUGGGAAAUGCGCUGAAAGCGUGA